AGGACUUUGAACUUUGAACACAUUAUGAACAGCAUGUUUGAAUGUUCUCCUAAUUAAUGUAAAUAGUAUUUAACAUGAAUAUGGAUCAGUUUAGCACAUUGUUUGCUGCUGUGUCAGGUGUAACUGUGAUUUACCUCUUUCAUUCACUCUUUUACACCUCUCACAUAUUAUUCAAAAAACAAACAGUUUUUGACUCCAAAAGACCUCUGCCAAGUUCUGUUUAUCUUAUGACCAGAUACAUUUGCGAAUCUUUACGGAAAAAACGAGGACAAAUGAGAAAGGACAGAGACACAAACGACCAGCUUGUUUUCACUUUAAUCAACUGUAGGUAUGAUGCAGUGUCUUUGCGGAGGUUCUGCAGUGUUGUAGGUUAUGGAUGGGACUAUCCUGACAGUGUUUUCAGAGAUAUACCCUUGUGCUACCCUCAGUUUCUCUUCUCCAGAUUACUUGCCAUGAUUGUGUGCUCAGACAGAUUCAAACUGUGCCCUUUUGGUCUGUUGGGCAUUUGUGAGACUCUACAUGUGCCCGAAGCUGUGGAUGAGUUGAAGAGAGCCUCAUUCUCCUUGCAGGCCAGAGUACUGGAAUACAGGUCUGUUAAUGCUGGUGUGGAGGUGGAUGUCUCUUUAACUGCAUCCAGAGAUCAACUGACCAUAUGGAGCAGCACACUGACUCUGCUGUCUCCUAAUAGCACAUACAGGCCUGAUGUUCAGCCUGACACAGAAAUCAUCCAUGAUCCUGCUUCAGAGAGGUGUAUCAGGCUGCCUGUUCCUUUGGCCACCAGUGUGAAAUGUGCCUGGGUGUUUGGUGACCUUUGCCCUCUUCAUGUGUUUUCUUUGCCCGGGUCUCGGCUGGGGUUCGCAUGCCCCAAUGUACACCCACUGUGGGUGUUCUCCAGAUGCAUGGCAGAGAUAGAAAAACACAAAGGAAGGCACACUAAGUCAUUUAUCUUGAAAUAUAAAUAA
Molecule: messenger RNA, 962 nt
Organism: Xyrauchen texanus (razorback sucker)
Lineage: Eukaryota; Metazoa; Chordata; Actinopteri; Cypriniformes; Catostomidae
Exons: 4
Coding region: 75-962 (295 amino acids)
Source: RefSeq, a predicted model, not a curated record